Molecule: messenger RNA, 3206 nt
Organism: Osmerus eperlanus (European smelt)
Lineage: Eukaryota; Metazoa; Chordata; Actinopteri; Osmeriformes; Osmeridae
Gene: grhl1
Product: grainyhead-like transcription factor 1
Exons: 15
Coding region: 159-2021 (620 amino acids)
Biological process (GO): regulation of transcription by RNA polymerase II
Cellular component (GO): nucleus
Molecular function (GO): RNA polymerase II cis-regulatory region sequence-specific DNA binding; DNA-binding transcription activator activity, RNA polymerase II-specific
Source: RefSeq, a predicted model, not a curated record
UCGGUAUAUCCCAAAAAGCGAGAAAAGCCGACAAAACCCGUUCUUUCACAGACACUUUUGCCGUAUCCCUCAUCCUGCGUCGUGAUUGAGUUUUUCAGGGCAAAGAAGACGGAUCGGAUUUACAGUACCAACUAGAAAGUCCAGUUCGACCAACCGAGAUGUCACAGGAGCAUGACAAUAAGCGUGCGGUCCUGGUACUGCAGAAUGAGCCGGGCUAUGGUCAGCGCCGGAACUUCACCACAGAGGACGAAGCCUGGAAGUCCUUUCUGGAGAACCCGCUGACCGCCGCCACGAAGGCCAUGAUGAGCAUCAAUGGAGAUGAGGACAGCGCCGCUGCUCUGGGCCUGCUCUAUGACUACUAUAAGGUGCCCCGGGAGAAGAGAACAAUAUCCCAGACCAAGACCGAUGUGAUGGGCUCUGAUGUGGAUCCUAACAAAAGACACACGAUGCUUCCUCUCCAGGAGUCCUCCAUGGCCUCAGACAGCAGGAUCCAGGUCUUGAAGGGCCCCUUCAACAUCCUCCUCCCCAACCAGCUGGCCCAGGACAAGAGGUUAUCCUUUGCCCCUCCCGACACCACAGUGACCGUCUCCAUAGCAGCCAUGCAAAACUACCAGGUGAAGACCGAGGUGCCCUCCCACGGCUUCUCCGUGACAGUGCCCAACCACUGUGGAGGUGAGCAGGACGGCCAUGCUUCCAUGUUCGAGCGGCAGCUCGCCCAGAGCGGAUCUCACCCCCACAGCCACAGCCAGUUCAGCCCCAACACCCAGCCACACACGCCCGACUCCACCUUCACCGAGGGCUUCAAGGACGGUUCCCAGGAGGUGUUCCCGUUCCCAGGGGAUCUCCAGUUACGCAUGGCCUCCAUCACGCCCGAGGAAUACAGUGCGUUUGACACCGUGCAGGGGGAUAACUUUGAGUACACUCUGGAGGCGUCCAAGUCUCUGCGUCAGAAGACGGAUGACGGAACCAUGACCUACCUCAACAAGGGACAGUUCUACCCCAUCACACUCAGAGAGAUUCAAAACAGCAAAGGCCUGCACAACCCCAUCACUAAAGUCAGGAGUGUGGUGAUGGUUGUGUUUGGGGAGGAGAAGUGCAGAGACGACCAGCUCAAACACUGGAAGUACUGGCACUCCCGACAGCACACGGCCAAACAGAGGUGUCUGGACAUUGCAGACUACAAGGAGAGCUUCAACACCAUCAGCAACAUUGAGGAGAUCUCCUACAAUGCCAUCUCCUUCACUUGGGACAUGAACGAGGAGGCCAAGAUCUUCAUCUCAGUGAACUGCCUGAGCACAGACUUCUCGUCCCAGAAGGGUGUGAAGGGUUUGCCUCUGAAUCUGCAGAUUGACACCUACAGCUACAACACCCGCAGUAACAAGCCCAUCCACCGGGCCUACUGCCAGAUCAAGGUGUUCUGUGACAAGGGAGCCGAGAGGAAGAUCAGGGACGAGGAGCGCAAGCAGUCCCGCCGGAAGGGCAAGGCCACGGACCUCAACGCCACCCUGGGCAACUUUGUGGACGUCAAAGUGCCCCUCCUACAGAAGCGUAAUGAUGUCACAGUCUUCAAGAUGAUGACGGACUUUGAGACCCAGCCAGUUCUGUUCAUCCCGGACAUGCACUUCUCCAACUUCCAGCGCCAUCCUUUCUCUUCAGAAGAUGGUGAGGACAGCUCUGGAAUGAAGAGGCCAUACACAGAGGAGGAGUUUGGGUCCGCUCCUAACAAGCUGGCCAGACUAGAUGAGCCAAAGAAAGUCCUGUUGUACGUGCGUAAGGAGACGGAGGAAGUGUUUGACGCUGUCAUGUUGAAGAACCCAACCCUGAAAGGCUUGGUGGAAGCUAUUUCAGAAAAAUAUGAAUUGCCAUUGGAUAAAGUGGGGAAGGUCUACAAGAAAUGCAAGAAAGGGAUUCUGGUCAACAUGGAUGACAACAUUAUCAGGCACUACUCCAAUGAAGACACCUUUCAGAUCUCCAUGGAGGAACUGGGGGGAACGUUCAAGCUCACCCUCACAGAGAUCUAAUUGGCCCAGAGGUGAAGACAUGUGACUCUCCUUAGUCCAAUUAGAUGAAGGUAUUGGAGAGGUGGGCAUCCAAUCAGUGAAGACUUGUGGUUUACAUACCUAGCUACUAUGCCAUAAGCCCACACAACAAAAAUAGACAGGACUUUGUCAAGACAGUUUAUAAUCAUUAAUACAAUGUGAUAGCGAAUGCUAUUCAAUAACAUCACUCACACCAAGAACAUUUGCUGUGGAUACAGUAUGUACAGGAUUGACAUUGAUUCAAUUUUUGUUGUUGGUACUUUUGUAAAGAUUUUGUGAUAGUUUUGUUUUAUAUACGUAACGCAUGUUAGUUCUUUUGUUCUGUACAGAAUGUUGUGUGGCUAUACCUCAUGCUAUGCAAACACUUUCUCAUUGUCUUUGUAUUGUAAGCCAUAGCACUGACAAUGUCAUUCUUAUAAUUAAUGGGAUACUUAGCACACAAAUCGACACGCUACACACAGGUAUUGUAUUGAACCUUAAGCAGCCUGUGUGAACUCCCUAAGUUAAGUGUAAUGGUUUUACUAUAAACAUGAGUGUUUAGUGUGUAAACUGACUGGCAAUCUGGCUGUUGGGACCAUGUACUACAUGUUCCAUGUUUUUGUUGUGUUAAAACCAAGAUUAUUCUAUAGGUGGAUUUGGGAUUGAUGUGGGAGCAGUCAUUUUGCUAAGAACCAUUUAGAACAUGGCCUUGAUGUAAGUAUUAAGAGAAAGUUUGUAUCUACCACUAACUCACAUACAGAUAAUGUUCUAGAGAUCUACUCCUCUUGGUCUGCGAUUUAAGUGCAAUAUGAUAUUUAAGCUCAGACAACUAGAUCGACAGUUUUCUUUUUCAUGUUUGAGCCUUUUAAAUACAUAUCAAAUGUUGUUUUUUCACAGGUUUCUUUUUGUAUUAAAGUACUUAAUGUGUUUAUAUUUAUUAAGCCAUGGGGGUGGGUUCUUUUUUUAUUCUUUUUUUACAGUAUAUAAAGAUAUAUAUUACUAUUAUUCUUAAUAUAAUCUUUUUAUAUGACAUUUUCCAACAAUUCAAGCAUAGUAUUUACAGCAAGUGCUGAGAGAGAAAUGUUACUUGUAUGCGUGCGUUACUGAACACGUGUUUUUAGCAGAGAAGAUUAAAGAGGUGUCUCCUGUAUGUAAUCUAAAGUGUCCAAUAAAAGCUGCAAUAGCUUG